AUGUUUGCGCGCCCCCGAAAGAGGGACGUGCGGUCGGGCCGACACAAGAGGCCCCCUCUGGGCAUCGGCCACGCCCGCGCCCAGCCCGUCGCGCACCCGGCUUCCGGCAUGCCGCCACGAGCCGCCAGCCCCUCGCUCCCGACGCUGGCCGCCGCCGCUGCCGCCCUCGCGGCGCUCUGCGGCCUCGCCGGCCGCGCCCCCGCCUUCGCCGCGGCCCCGGCGCCCGCCUCCUCUGCAGCGCGGGGCCCCCGCGGCAGCGGGGCAGGAGACGCCAGGCGCAGAUGCGCUCGGGGCGGCCGGGGCGCUCCUGGCGCCCGCGCUCUGCGGAGUCGCGCUGCUCGCGACCCGCCGGCCCGCGGGGGGUGCGCGGAGGGCCGGCAGCGACGAGGUCGCGCUGGUCGUCUCGCCCAAGGAGACCUACGAGGCCCUGGUGGACAAGGGCGUUGCCAACGCAAACAUGCCGCUCGGAAAGCUGAUGCACAGCUCGAUCAUGGGCGGCGCCCAUGUCGGCAUGGCCGGCCUGCUCUCUCUGACCGUGGCCGGGAACCUGGGCCCGUCGGCCACCCUUGGCGCCCAGAGUUCAUCUUCGCGGCCCUGUUCUCAGUGAACCUGCUGUUGGUGCUGCAGUCGGGCUGUCAGCUGUUCACUGGCAACACUGCCACAGUGUCGUGUGCGUUCCUCGAGGGCAAGGUGAAGAUCAAGGAUAUGCUAAGGAGCUUCGUCUACUCCUGGGUUGGCAACGUGAUCGGUUGCGGAGCACUGGCUGUUGCGGCCUGGUACACCGGCCUCCUGGCCGGUGGCGCAGGCUCCAUGGCUGUGACGACAGUGGCCAAGAAGUGCGGCGGCACGCUCGGACAGACAAUCGUGAAGGCCGUCUUGUGCAACUGGCUGGUGUGCAAGGCCGUCUUCCUGUGCACCCAGGCGAAGGACCUCACGGGCAAGAUGGUCGGAAUUUGGUUCCCCAUUUCCAUGUUCGUGGGCAUCGGUUUCGAGCACUCCGUCGCGAACAUGUUCAUCUUGCCGGCGGGCCUCCUCGCAGGCUCGCCACUGACAUACAUGCAGACCUUCAUGCAGAACCUUCUCCCAGUCACGCUCGGAAAUUGGGUGGCCGGGGCUUUCAUCAUCGCAGGCGGCUUCUUCUUCCAGUUCGGCAGCCGCAAGAAGUGA
Molecule: messenger RNA, 1167 nt
Organism: Prorocentrum cordatum
Lineage: Eukaryota; Dinophyceae; Prorocentrales; Prorocentraceae
Source: the annotation of a GenBank genome assembly